Messenger RNA from Papaver somniferum (opium poppy), 1974 nucleotides. RefSeq names its product high affinity nitrate transporter 2.5-like. Gene Ontology annotation, cellular component: membrane. Gene Ontology annotation, molecular function: nitrate transmembrane transporter activity. Bases 438 to 1784 code for a protein of 448 amino acids. Gene Ontology annotation, biological process: transmembrane transport. NCBI's taxonomy places the organism in Eukaryota, Viridiplantae, Streptophyta, Magnoliopsida, Ranunculales, Papaveraceae. The transcript has 2 exons. The record is from RefSeq and is a predicted model, not a curated record.
AGGAAUUCUCAAUUAUUAGGAAAUCUAUGACAAACGACUGUAACUGUAUUUGGUUAAAGGCUAAUAAUAGUAUAUGGAACAUUCGUAGAGCUCAGCUAAGAAACUCAGCAAUGAUUUGGAUAGCAACAGAAAUAUGAAACUCCAAUGCUUCAUUUAAGCUAAUAAUCUCAAACAUAUCUCUAUAAUAAUUGCAUUUAAUUUAUAAGCAUUCAUUGUAUCAUUAAGUGCAUAAAGAUUUUUUUAGCAAGAUAUUCAAGGUAUUUAAGAGCUCAGCCAAAAUCUUGCGACCAAAACAAGAAGUUCUUGAUGACUCCAACAACAACCAGAGUUAAACCCAACAGAGGUUUAUGACUGAAAGUCGCCUAGCUCAAGCCUGAAUCCCGCUAGUUCUCAUUGGAAUCACGACUUCAGAGGGGAAGUUCUCAUUCGUUGUAGAGAUGGAAGGAUUGAUUCAGAACGAAACCAAGUUUUCUCUUCGAGUCGAUAAAGAUAGCAAAGCGACUGAAUUUCGGUUAUUUUCGGCGGCACCGCCUCAUAUGCGAGCUUUCCAUCUUGCAUGGAUAUCUCUGUUCUCAUGUUUCUUUUCAACAUUUGCUAUUCCUCCUUUGAUUCCUGUGAUCCGUGACAAUCUGAACCUAACAGAUUCUGAUAUUGGGAAUGCUGGGAUUGCUUCAUUUUGUGGCUCAAUAGUCUCCCGGCUUCUUAUGGGUCCGGCUUGUGACCUUUUUGGACCUCGCCUUGCUUCAUCCGCGUUAUCAAUUCUAACUGCACCGAUUGUUUUCGCAACUUCUCUUGCUUCAUCACCUCGGGAUUUCAUCCUACUAAGAUUUCUCAUCGGAAAUUUUGUUUCGAAUCAGUUUUGGAUGAGUUCAAUGUUCUCUGGUAAUGUUGUUGGCCUCGCAAAUGGGUUCGCAGCCGGAUGGGCUAAUGUCGGAUCCGGUGCUACGCAACUUCUCAUGCCACUCAUUUACUCAUACAUUACUAGCUUAGGGGUUACAUCUUUUACAGCUUGGCGUGUGGCGUUCAUUUUACCCGCUUCGCUUCAAUUAGUGACGGCGUGCAUGGUAUUAUACAACGGUCAGGACUUGCCAAAUGGGAACUGCAACCAUUUCCGAAAAGUCGCAGAGGAAGAGGAUGCCUCACCCAAGGAUAGUUUCUUAAGAAUUCUUUGCCUGGGGCUGAAAAAUUAUAGAGGCUGGAUAUUGGCAUUGACAUAUGGCUUUUGCUUUGGGGUGGAACUAACGGUUGAUAAUAUCAUCGCGCAAUAUUUUUACGACAGAUUCAAUCUUAAGAUUCAGACUGCCGGUGCAAUUGCGGCAAGUUUUGGGUUGGCAAAUUUUCUGUCGAGACCAAUUGGAGGAGUAAUAUCUGAUGAAAUGGGCAGGAGGUAUGGCAUUAGGGGAAGAUUAUGGAGUUUGUGGGUAGUGCAAACAAUGGCUGGGAUACUAUGUGUUAUUCUUGGACGAGUUAACUCGCUGUCUGCUUCAUUUUUGGUGAUGUGUGGCUUCUCUUUGUUUGUUCAAGCUGCUUCUGGUCUGACAUUUGGUGUGGUUCCUUUCGUUUCUAAAAGGUCACUAGGAGUAAUUGCAGGAAUGACAGGAAGUGGUGGCACAAUAGGUGCAGUUGUGACACAAUUGUUACUCUUUUCAGGUUUCACUCCUUUCUCAAAGGAAACAGGAAUUUCCAUCAUGGGACUUAUGAUCAUAAAUUGUACUCUUCCCGUCACUUUGUUGCAUUUUCCGCAAUGGGGUAGAAUGUUUUGUGGUCCGUCAAUUGGUCAAUAGCCAAGAAGAUUACUACUCACUUGCACGAGGAGAUGCUGAAGCGGAGCGAUGAUCCUGCCUCCAUUUGUCAGAUAAUUGAUCAACAGUAGCAGAAUUCCUCAGGCAAAUGAUGUUGUACCAGUACAAUCAAUUGCCCUUCACAUAUAAAAAUCCAAUUUGAAUAAAUUUUCACUGUUUUUUCUGUGGAGAG